Molecule: messenger RNA, 534 nt
Organism: Rangifer tarandus platyrhynchus (Svalbard reindeer)
Lineage: Eukaryota; Metazoa; Chordata; Mammalia; Artiodactyla; Cervidae
Source: the annotation of a GenBank genome assembly
AUGGCGUCCGGCGGAGUCCGCGGGCCGACGCCGCGCUGGGGACUGACACUCGGCGGCGCUGCGCUGAUCCUGCUGCUCCUCCCGGCGGCCGCCGCGCAGGGUGAGGGUUGUUCUCAGAACACAAGCAGAACCUGUGAAGAGUGCCUGAAAAAUGUCUCGUGCCUUUGGUGCAACACGAACAAGAUGUGCCUGGACUACCCAGUGACCAAAAUCCUGCCGCCCAGCUCCCUCUGCCGGCUGAGCUCUGCACGCUGGGGCGUGUGCUGGGUGAACUUUGAGGCCUUGAUCAUCGCCAUGUCAGUGAUCGGGGGCUCCCUGCUCCUGGGGGUUGCCAUCUGCUGCUUCUGCUGCUGCAGGAGGAGCCGGAGCCGACGGCCGGACAAGAGCGAGGAGAAGGCCAUCCGGGAGCGAGAGGAGCGCCGGGUCCGGCAGGAGGAGCGGAGAGCGGAGAUGAAGUUGAGACAUGAUGAAAUCAGGAAAAAAUAUGGUUUGUUUAAAGAAGAAAACCCAUAUGCCAGAUUCGAAAACAACUAA